AUGUUAUCUCAUAUCGCUCAACUCUUUGAUCAAUUUGGUUUAGUAUCCCCUGUCACGAUCAGGGCCAAAAUGUUGUUGCAGGAACUUUGGCUCCAGAAACUGUCAUGGGACGAACCACUGUCACCUCAACUCACAGAAACAUGGUGUAACAUCAGAGAAGAUCUCAAAUCAUUGAUCAAUGUACGAGCACCUCGCUGGGUAGGCACCCAAGAAAAUGCUACCAUAGAACUUCAGGGCUUCUCUGAUGCUUCUCAACUUGCCAUGGCAGCAGUCCUCUAUCUCAUAGUCCGCUCACCGUCCACAGGAUCCAAAGUCACAUUGCUCUGCUCGAAAACAAAAGUAACGCCUUUGAAACGCCUCACAAUCCCGCUACUCGAACUCACAGCAUCUCUCAUCCUGGCCAGGUUAACUAAUUAUGCUCCUCGUGUUUUAGAUACACAGAUACACACAACGACUUUGUGGACGAACUCAACAAUCUAUCUCACGUGGAUCACAUCUCACCCAGCUCGCUGGAAGGACUUUGUUCGAAACAGGGUAGAGCUCAUCCAAGAACUAACUCCAGGUGCACAAUGGAGAUACGUUUCCGGCAAGGAAAAUCCAGCGGACUAUUCUGCUCACAAACGAACACUCCACGGAGGUACAAAACUCACACUGUCCACCAUCCGACAACAAUAUUGGAUCAUUGGAGGAAGAGCCCCAGUGAAAUCCCACAUCCUGAAGUGUGUUACAUGUGCACGGCAUCGAGGUAUAAGAGCUCAACAACUCAUGGGACAAUUACCAGAACAACGUGUCAGACCAUCUCGUCCCUUUCUCACCACCGACGAGCAAUUACCUCUUUGUAAGUGGCCAUUAGGGCGAGUAAUGACCAUGCACCCAGGGUCCCCUCAAGACCUCCACGUCCACUCUAACCAGACCGAUCUCGAAGUCAGCAAUUCUACCAGUCAACUCUUCAGACGAAGCAUCCAAGAAGGAAUUUCAACCUCUCUAGUCAUCUCGAUAACUAACGCUGUUAGUUAUGGCGGGCGGAAUGUUAAAAAUUGA
Coccinella septempunctata (seven-spotted ladybird) is the source of this 1041-nucleotide messenger RNA. RefSeq lists its product as uncharacterized. The transcript has 2 exons. NCBI's taxonomy places the organism in Eukaryota, Metazoa, Arthropoda, Insecta, Coleoptera, Coccinellidae. The record is from RefSeq and is a predicted model, not a curated record. Bases 1 to 1041 code for a protein of 346 amino acids.